CUUACCGUAAUCCAGCACCUUACGUCACGUAUAACCAAUAUGGCGGCGCCCUCUCCAGCGCCAUAAUAUGUAAUGAGAGAAGCGUUAAAAAGUCGAGUUGUGAUCACGUUUUCUGAAAGUCUGCCAUCGAAAUUCUCUGGUCAAGUAGUUGUGUGAAGAUUUAUACCAUCACUCGUCGUGAAAAUGGGUGUAGAGCGCUUAUUAUGCAGGGCGCUGGAGUGUUACUCCCGACAGUUUCGACUCGUUAACAUUCAGCAAAAAGUCAGAGUCUUUCAAGAUGCGCCGAUGUCCACACAAACUUCACGGACACCGUCCAGCACGUUUGACCGGAGUAAAUGCGUAGGAGGCCUGUGCAGCAGGAUAUUCGUCCACACAAGCCGCCUCGGUGCCGUUCACAGACAGCUAGCUGCCCGCCGCAGCCUCUGCACCUCCACCCAACCCUCCAGAGACGUCACCUUGUUUGAGCACGAUAGGACCCGCUUCUUCCGGCUCCUCACGGUCUUCUGCGGUGGCCAGUUUCUCUUCUGGACAUACCUGGGCCACUUCGCUUACACUGAGCUAAGAGACACAGGAGGCGCGACACAGAGAGGGAAAACAAUGGCCUCCACUACCACCACCGGGCUGGCUGGGAUGUGGAGCUUUGAGAUGAACCUGGGGUCAAACAAAUGGAGGUAUGGCUUCACGCUGGGAUGCCUGGCAAUAGGAGUAGGGUUAGUCGGACUCGGGGUUUUAUUUUGCCGGCGUUCUGUCAGCAAGGUUGUCCUACACCAAGGGGGGAGGAUGGUGACAGUUUCCACCCAGUCACCCAUGGGACUAGGUCGAGGUCGCAGAAUAACAGUCCCGCUGUCCCAAGUGGCCUGCCACGCUCACAGACAUGAGUCACCCUCAUUCAUCCCCCUCAGGGUCAAAGGACACAAGUUCUACUUUCUUCUGGACAAAGAAGGGACCAUGAAAAACGCUAGGCUGUUUGAUGUCACUGUUGGGGCUUACCGGUCACUUUAAGUUGUGGUUAUACACCGUUGACAUAACUGUGUGGGACACCAAGCACCAAUGGACACUGGUCUACAGAUGUGAUUUGACAUUGCUGCCAAGUUAAUAAAUCAGUGUCUGUCCUCAGUUACAGAAAAUCUAAGGGAUCAGAGAUCAACUCAUUUAAGUUCAUUUCUGCUUACUAUCGGAUGUGGCAUACCCAUGCUUCUGACACUGUCAGAGUGAGAAGUGUUGUCAUAUAAAUUUUAAAUUUGCUUGAAAUCAAUCAAUCAUACAAUGCAAGAAACUGAAUGAAUCUGCUAUGACAUUAAACUGUUUGACAUA
Messenger RNA from Scatophagus argus, 1314 nucleotides. It is a transcript of the gene tmem223, whose product is annotated as transmembrane protein 223. Gene Ontology annotation, biological process: nervous system development. The transcript has a single exon. Gene Ontology annotation, cellular component: mitochondrion. NCBI's taxonomy places the organism in Eukaryota, Metazoa, Chordata, Actinopteri, Scatophagidae. The record is from RefSeq and is a predicted model, not a curated record. The coding region runs from base 184 to 1002 and encodes 272 amino acids.